AUGGAUGAAGAGUGUGAGGAAAGGGCCAGAAUCCUGUGGGACUACCUUUGUCUACAUCAGCGUCUGGAAAAAAGUGAUGUAAUAAUCGGUCAAAUUGGGUGUCAUGACCUUCGGGUUGCUGAAAGUUCAGCGGCUCUCUUUUUGGAAGGAUGGGCUCCUCUGCUGCUCUUCACAGGAAACAUGGGCAAGCAGACUGCAGGUGUGUGGACUAGACCAGAGGCUGAGGUUUUUCUGGAUGUAGCUCUGCGGAUGGGGGUUCCCAGGAUGAACAGCUUGUUGGAGACUGAAGCCACAAACACUGGGGAGAAUAUCCGCUUUUCUCAUAGAGUCCUCAAGGAGAGGAACAUCCCAGUCUCCAAAGUAAUCUUGGUGCAGCAGCCCUUCAUGGAACGAAGGGUAUAUGCCACCUUCAUGUGUCAGUGGCCUAGGCGGGGUGAGCUCAUAAAUGCCAUUGUGACUUCAACCCAGUUAAGCAACUUUGAUUACUCUCAUCCAACUGUCGGCACAGCCUCUGAUCUCAUCUGUUACAUGCUGA
This is a messenger RNA of Labrus bergylta (ballan wrasse), 535 nucleotides long. RefSeq lists its product as uncharacterized. Gene Ontology annotation, cellular component: plasma membrane. Lineage: Eukaryota; Metazoa; Chordata; Actinopteri; Labriformes; Labridae. The record is from RefSeq and is a predicted model, not a curated record.